Messenger RNA from Lutra lutra (Eurasian river otter), 5377 nucleotides. RefSeq names its product AMMECR nuclear protein 1 (gene AMMECR1). The transcript has 6 exons. Bases 32 to 1036 code for a protein of 334 amino acids. Lineage: Eukaryota; Metazoa; Chordata; Mammalia; Carnivora; Mustelidae. The record is from RefSeq and is a predicted model, not a curated record. Gene Ontology annotation, cellular component: nucleus.
GGAAGCGCUGCGUGGGGGAGACUGUUCCAAGAUGGCGGCGGGUUGCUGCGGGGUGAAGAAGCAGAAACUGUCCAGUUCGCCCCCCUCUGGCUCGGGUGGCGGUGGUGGCGCCUCCUCCUCCUCCCACUGCAGCGGAGAGAGCCAGUGCCGAGCUGGGGAGCUGGGACUAGGAGGCGCCGGCACGCGGCUCAACGGGCUGGGAGGUCUAGCCGGAGGAGGUAGCGGCAGCGGCUGUACCCUCUCUCCCCCCCAGGGCUGCGGCGGCGGCGGCGGCGGGGGGAUUUCCCUGUCGCCUCCUCCGAGCUGCGGAGUGGGGACCCUACUUUCUACCCCGGCCGCCGCCACCUCUUCCUCGCCCUCCUUGUCGCCCGCCGCCUCGUCCUCAUCGCCCGGCUCCCGGAAGAUGGUGGUGUCAGCGGAGAUGUGCUGCUUUUGCUUCGAUGUGCUCUACUGUCACCUGUACGGAUACCAGCAGCCCCGGACCCCUCGGUUCACCAACGAGCCCUACCCACUGUUUGUAACAUGGAAGAUCGGUCGAGACAAAAGAUUGCGUGGAUGCAUAGGUACUUUUUCUGCCAUGAACUUGCAUUCAGGACUCAGGGAGUACACACUUACCAGUGCCCUUAAAGAUAGCCGUUUCCCCCCAAUGACAAGGGAUGAAUUGCCACGGCUGUUCUGCUCAGUGUCUCUGCUCACUAACUUUGAAGAUGUCUGUGAUUAUUUGGACUGGGAGGUGGGUGUACAUGGCAUUAGAAUAGAAUUCAUCAAUGAAAAAGGAUCAAAACGCACCGCCACCUACCUACCGGAGGUUGCAAAGGAGCAAGGAUGGGACCAUAUUCAGACCAUAGACUCCUUACUGAGGAAAGGAGGAUAUAAAGCUCCGAUUACUAAUGAAUUCAGGAAAACCAUAAAACUGACCAGGUACCGUAGUGAAAAGAUGACCCUGAGCUAUGCUGAAUACCUUGCUCAUCGCCAGCAUCAUCAUUUCCAAAAUGGCAUUGGGCAUCCCCUUCCACCAUACAACCAUUAUUCCUGACACUGAGCCGCACAGCCAGUCACUGGGCCUCUCUGCAGACCUCUUCCCAGGAGACCCUACCCCUUCUUGGUCUAGCUAUCUCUUUUACUGUACCAUUUUAUGAUGAUAGUUUCCGUUGCCAUGAUGAAGCUUGGACAUCAUUAAGAUCAUCAUGGUAACGGGUAGGAAAAUGGCAUUUGUUAAGAAGAUUCUGUUUCAUUAUUUUAGGUCAUUGAUUUUUUUUUUUUUUUUUUGCAGCAUAUAUAACUUUUGGGUUUUUCUUUCCUCACCAUAUUAUGUAGAAUUUUGCUUUGCUCUCUCAGUCAGGUUUCUGUCUUUCUGUCCUUCUUGCCUUCCCUCCUGUCUUCUUCCUGUCCUUCUCUCUAUCUUCUCUUCCCUCCUUCUUUCGACUGUGGAUGGAAGACAUUGUGCAGUUUUUGAGGAUUUUAUUUAGGUUUUUCUCUAGUUUUCCCCCAGUAAGAUAGAGAAUUUUUGAUAGCUGAGUUUGGGAGCAAUUUAUAUCAAAUUCAGGUAUUUGUAUAUUACUCUCGAAUUUGUCUAAAAUGCAUUUUGCUAGGAGAGCUUAGUAUGUGGGUCUUUACUUAGGUGUUUUCCCCAUGGUUAAAAUAUAUGAACUUUAGUUCUAGUAGAGAACAUUGGAAGGUCCAUGAUAGGGCUUGUCACAGAACGUGGGAAAUCAUUUAUGCCUUUUGUGCUGGUUAUUGUAGAAGAGACAGCUUCAUUACUUUAUAGAACCAACUUAACAAACUACAACACUGUUUUAAGAAAGUACAAGCUACCUUUCAGAUAUGCUACAGAAGUCAUUUUGAAGAGCAGCAAAUAUCAGGAAGAGAGCAGAUACAGAAUUUAGUGCCUUUGAGAAGAAUAUAAUUAAAUGGAAUUAAGAGAGGUUGGGGGAAAAGGCAAUUUAGAGAAAUAUUCUUAUAAAAUUUUAUUGUGUCUAUAUGGGAAACAGCAGAUUAGACAAAUUCCUUACUCUUAGGUAUUUUUUUAAGGUGAAAAAAAUUUAUUUUGAGCAAAUAACCAAAAAGAGACAUUUGUCUAUUAUAUAUUAAUUUAAACCUGUUAGCUUUAGGUUUCAGUAAGUCAUAAUUGGCCGGAGAUAAUUUUAGCGACUAUUUAAAGAAAUAGUAAAGAUAAUCUAGUGAAACGAAAGCUCAUAUAUGCCACAAUUUCAGAUAUGUUUGUCAUGGGGACAAGACUGGAGUCUUUCUGCACUACAUACUUUUGAUAGAAACACAUUUACUAUGUUGAUAAGAUGUUACGUUACACCGAUGAAAAUGGAGCUGGUAUUUAGAAACGAUAGAGUUGUUAGAGCCCAGCCGAUUUGCAGGGCUGGUCUUCCUACAGCGCAUACAAAGCGAACUUCCCAAUGUCAGGAGGAGUAGGAGUUCUGUGUGUCUAUCCCCGGGAAAAAUGACAGAUGAUUCUGGAGAAAGAUUACCUUAAUUUUUCUAUAGUAAAUCUGUGUGUGAGUGUGUGUGUGUGGUGUGCACGCGCGUGUGUUUGUGUAAUUUUUCUCCAGCAGGAAACCAGUAUAUCAAGUGAUGAAUAUAAGUAUGGUGCAGAAUAUGUAGUCUAAAACUCUGAGAUGUCACUGAAAAUCAAAAUGGUGGAGCUUACACCUAGAGUUGGCUGUGACAAGGACAGACUGCUAGCUCCGAAUUCAAAACCCUUUUGCUGGUUGGUGCGCUGAUUGCCUGGAUUCCCUGUGCUUGCCACUGUGGCCGAGCAAACUGCUUUUGUUUUUAAUGAGAGUCCUUAGAAGUUUGGUGGUAGUCCUUCAUCCACAGCGCCCGUUGUUGAAAUAACCAUUUUCAGUUGUGAUGCCUUAACUAAGAAGCCAACUGUUAGCCUGUAAUGCAAUCCUGGUAGCCAGUUUCAUUGAACCUAGAGAUUAGUCAGAGAAAGCUAGCUGUCGGGCUGUAGCAAGAGGUCUUGAGUCCUUCCGUUUCUCCUUGGGAGCAUUUUUGGAGCAGAUUCAUCUUUCAGCAUAAAACCAGGUGGCUACCUGAUGGAAACUUUUUCUUGCCCUUAUAGGGAAACUGAGCACAAGCUGAAUGAUAUUAUCUGCUGCAAAAAAAAAAGUAAAUAAAACAAGCAAACUGAAGAGAGACAAAAUAGACCAAUAUUGACCCAUCUUAUCCAUCAUCUCAUCAGUUCAACAGGCUCCUCGUCCUGGGUGAGCUCAUGGUUAGAAGUUGUUGUUGUUGUUUUUUUAAAGAAAAGAUCUAUGACAUACAUAUGUGUGUAUGUAUACAUUUACUUACACGUACAUACAUACAUAUGUGUGUGUAUGUAUUUAACGGUGCUAAUCAAUCUUGAGCAGGUCACGUGACUGGUCAUGCGGACUCUAAAAAUCAUAUCAGAUUUUUAAAAAAUUCUUGAUAUAUGCAGAUGUUCUACAGAUUUUUUCUUACCAGUGUAAUAAUGUUAUACUGAAGAAAUAACCAUCCUGCAGGCUUUAGAGGACGAGGUCAGCAAUAUUUCCCACCAUGGCUUGGGGGGAAAGGAUAGUUUUGUCUCCUUUUGUUUUCAGAUUAAUGCACAGUGCAUUUUUUUGGUCUCUAAAUAGCUGUUGACUGAAAAGACUUGGUAGCAAAAAGGGUGUCAUGCAGACCGUAAUGGUGUGCUUCAAACAAACGCUAGACCCUUUUCACCUUCAUCGUAUAGUACAAAGCUGUUAAGUCUGUGCUUUGAAUGAACUUGGAAUAUGUUGAAAUAUGUAGCAUGUGUCUUUAACUCAGACGAAGAUUCUGAUUGCACAGGUUGUGUUUUUAGCCCAGUUGUGGUUUAUUUGUUCAGAAACACAAAUGUGAAUUGCACUCUUAUCACCAGAAUAUUGUAUAAGUUCAGUGAUCUUUAAACAGCUCAGAAGUAAUACUUGAACUUCAUUUGAGUAGCACAAAGUUUACAUUGCCCCCCCCCUUUUAAAUGUUAAUUAGUUCCAUUUCUGUGUUUUGUUUCUCAAAUGCAACUGGGUAUUUUUUUUUUCCCCUCUGGGAAAACAAUACGCGUUUUACUUUGGUAUGUAGCAAAAGGCUUCCGUUUCUGGAAGGUUUUCUUAUUCUUAAACAACAUCAGCCAGGUACCAGAUACUAAAAGAACAAUUGCCCUCCCCACCAAGCCCCCAGCCCACCCCAACCCCCAUUAAGUGGCCUUCGGACUGCACGAGAGUGUGCUCCCCCGCCCCUGCCCUAGGCUCCCCUAACCACGAGAGGUCGGUGUACUUGAUGGAGGAGGGUGAAAGGCUUGCUCUCGUUCCCCCCAGCCCCCUUCAAGCGGGUGUAAGGAUUUCUAGUCCAGUACACACAGUCCCAAUGCCCAGCACACUGGAAGUUUGUAUACUGGCCUCUUUUCGUGUCUCCAAAUGUGCAGGAAAUUUGAAACUGUCAUCUGGAAUAGGUUCCAUCUCUUACGUGUGUUAGAUCAAACCAAAGAAGCCCCCAGCCAUGCCCAAAUGCUGCUCCAAAAGCCUGCCUUCCAGUCCUUACAAAAACCUUGCAGGAUUAAAUGUGUUAACUUUUUUAUUUUUGUACAGUUUCUAAGUGAUUUUUGCUAGUGAUGUUCAAUUGAAUGAAGUUUAUUUGAGGGGUGUGAGCACCUCCUCCAUUGAAAUAAACUGGUGACUUUCCUUUUGUUUUUUAAAAGCAGAAACCCGUUGUGUGCCUCUCGAUUUAAGGGUUUCCGAUUACAUUAUUCUGAAGACCAGCAUUGAUCCUUUAUAUACAAAGAUCUGUUUUCCUUGUUUUUUAUUACUGUUUCAGAAGAAGAGAAACCUUUUAUUUUGCUCUGGACCCAGUAACUGCGCUGGUACAUAGACGCACUGAGAAAACAAACUUUUGUAACCACCUCUGACUGUUUUUGUAUAUCAAAGUCGAUUACUUUUGAAAUAUUUGGAUCUAGUUUCUAAGUUAUUUUAGUGUUUUGUAUGUUCCCCGAAAUUACUUUGAAUCCGUCACCAGCAUACUGAGUUCUUGGUGAUACAGUGGUGAGACUCGUAAUGAGCAAAAGCUACCUGGAGUAGCUCUUCUUUUCCUUUGUUCUUAGUAACCUGUUUUUGGAUUACAGUGAGACAUUGCAGAUUACCCGAAACCCCCUCCAAGUAUAACUAGAACCUCCUUCCUUCCACAUUUAAUUGCUUAAUAGUUUGAAGAAACUAUUGGAAAUGGGCAUUUUAUAUGAUAUGUAUAGCUUGAAAAUAUUAAAACUGAGUGAGAGGAAAAAAAUCAGAAGGUUUAUGUGGGUCUGUAAGGUAUGGCUGUGGAAAGAUAUUGUAGUAGUUUUGACACUAUUGUUACUAUCUUUAAAAUCAUUUACCCAAUAAAAUGUUAAAACUGA